AUGUCUUUGUUAUCGCAACAGUUAAAGACUAUUGGCGAGAAAAAUGCAUCUUUGGCUGUUGAUAGAAAGUCAAGACAACAGAUCCACUCCAGAUCGUUGCUCUUCGAUGCCAAGACAGCUGCUGCUCAAGACUUUGACUACAUCUACCUGAUUGCAACUGAAGGUCUCGAUGAGCUCAUAGAACUUGAUCUGAGAUUCGAAAAGUUUUCUGCAACACUUUUCUCCGAGACGAGUAUUGACUUUGAUAGAAAUGUCAAGUCUAAGGACAUCCUUGAACAGGUUGACAGAAGCUUGGAGGCUUUCAUGAACUUGGCAAGUCCAUAUUACAAUCUCGCUCCUACCCUCAAAGCAAUGGAGUGGUUAGUGAGAAGAUACCAUGUUAACAUCCAUAACACUGAGCUCUUGUUCUUGUCAACCUUGUCAUACCACUCCCAGCCUGUCUUUACAAGAAUCAUGAAUGUGGUGCCUAAGGGAUCCAUGCCACCUAUUUUUACGUGGUUGUCAGGAUACAAGGAACAGUCAAAAUCAUUACCGGCAUCUUCUGUACUCAAGAGCUUCCAUAAUGAUCCCGCAUUUUUCAGAUUGUAUUCUGAGUACCUCAGAGAACAAUUAAGACAUAGAACUACCUACAAGGAACAGCUUGUUUUUUAUUUAUCUAACACUGCACAAGUGUUGGCUUCAUUCGGUCGUGAUACUAACAAGAUCAACAACGAUUACAUGACAACCAUUUUGGAGACAUUGAAUGAUCUCUUGGCUCCUCAAAAACAAGAAUUCAAGUUCUCUACUACCCUCAAAGAGGAUAUCAAAUUGACUGCUUACGCUAUUGUGUCUGUCUUGAGUUCGGUAGUACCAUUGAGUGAUGAAUUGGUGUAUUCCUUGACUCUGACUAUAUUGAAGGAUCCUUUUGCAUUUGCCAACCUCAAAAGACAAACGCUCGUGGUUUUGGGCCAGAUCUGGAACUAUUAUAACGAGGACGAUGUCCUGAAGGAAUCCAAUGUCUUUUCAGCUUUAUCUCAGGAGAACAUACUUAAGGAGGAAGCUUUGCUACUCACCUUGAUCGAAGAGAACUACCAUAUCUCAAAGUUGAUCUUUUUCUACGUCAUUGAUAAGUUGAACCACGGUGAAGACCAUGCUAUCAAGCUUUUGCAGUACAUCAAAGUUUCUGAUCACGAAUUGUUUUUCCCCAUUGUUGUUAAGAAACUCCUCGGUCACCUUUCCCAAAAUGAUGGUGUUUCUAAAGAAGGUAGAUCUGGUGCUAUCAUUGUUUUUGAACAGCUUCUCAAGUCCAACAAAACGAAGCUUGUGACGGAACUUAAGAAGCAUUCCAAGAAUCUCCAAGACUUAGAAGUUGUACUCAUGCAUACCAUGGGAGACAACGCCAAUGAUUCCUCCUACGAAGGGGACUACGAGGAUGCCUUGACUGAUUUCGAGCCAGUUCAGGCCAAGCCUACAGACAAGUUCACUGCAAAGGCGAAGAGUUAUUUCAACACAUCUUCUAACGCAGAGUUUAACAGAAUUGCAGAAGAUUUGCUUAAGGAGUUGAGUGAAUUCCCUCAAAAGAAGCAGCUUGCGUUCCUCAAGGCUGCAACGGAUAAUCUUUUUGCCAGCAAGGAAUUACUCGUCUCAUUCCUUUUGCGUUUAGCCUUCACAGCAUCCAUUCCAUUACCAUACCGCUUAUUAGCUCUUGGCUGCACUAAAAAUGCCCUUCAAGAAGCUAUCAAGUCAGAUGCGAACGUUAAUGUCUACUUGCUUACCCCAAUUAUUCUUCUUGGCUUGGGAGAUGUCAGUAAGCCCUUCAGGGAUAUCUGUAUCUCGAUUCUCCAAUUGGUCCGUGAUCAAAGUGACAAGAUUCUGGCCAAGGGUAAGAAAGCUAAAAGUGUCUUGUUCAUGGAGUCUGAUAUUUACGGCUCGAACGAAGAUGCGAGAAAGUCUCUCAUCUCCCCAUCGGAUGGUAAUGUUAUGUUGAACGUGUUGUUUGACGAAAAAGCCUCGCUUGACGAUGUGAGGUUUGACGCUUCACGUUUAUCGCAUCUCUUGUUUGAUGUCCUUUUUAAAAGCACAAAAACGGGAAAGAAAUUUGGCUCGCUUCUUCUCAAGAGCUUUGUAUAUGGCCAGUGGUCGUCUCCAUUGCCUCUUGCAUUUAAGCAUAGAGUCUGGCGAAUCAUCAGCUCACACAACAGGGAGACCAAGGGCUUUGAUGAUAGGUUCUCAUUUGUUGGGGAUGUUAAGGCUCUUUUUGACAAACGUGAUGCAUGGGCACAAGAUGCUAUUGCGGAGGGAUUGAGCUUCGCUGAAGAUAUUCAAAAGCCUAUUGCCGGUAUGGUCGGUGGCCAGACAGCUAAUGAAAAGAAGAAAGCCAAGGAGGUUGAGUGGUUUGUUAGAGCUUUGAACUCCGAUGACAAAUUGCAAUUGAUUGUGAAUGACAGAAUCAAGGAGCUCUUCCCAUUCCUCAAAUCUACCGACUUGAAGGUGCGCAUCAGCAAAGAGUUCAUCGAGCUUCUUGUAAAGGACAGUGAUUCUGUGUUGUACUUCGAUCCUCUUGAGUCAUUGCAAGGAUUUGAAUUCUCCAAUCAGGACAUGGUGGCAUUGUUGAACUCAGUGAACAUUGUUACUGAGGUUCCAGAACAGUCUGUUGCAAAGAGAAGAAGAAGAUCCUCUUCCUCUACGCAGAAGAAUAUGGCAAGAGAUGACAUCAAUAUCAUGGCUGCUGCCCAUUUGAGAAAGCUCUCUAUCAUCUUGGAUGUUCUCGAAACGCAAUUGAGAAAAACUAUCAGCACCUUAGCUGGGCCAGACUUGUUGCAGGUUUUGUUCAAAAUUUUGACCGACUUGGACUACUUGGGCAACGAUGGAAAACUCCCUGUGUUGUACGCCCAGGAAACCUUGGCUUCGUGUAUGUUGCUUUGCAUCGUCAGGAUGAAGGAGUCCCAGAGCAGAAGUAGGUCUCGCAUUGAUUCGAACUCAAUUAGAGCAGAUUUGGUCGUCAACUCCAUCAGACUCUCACAGUCUCCUCAAGUUCAGAACAGGUUACUUCUUGUUAUCGCUGAAUUGGCUUCUUUGGCUCCAGAAAUCAUCUUACACUCGGUGAUGCCUAUCUUUACAUUUAUGGGAGCACACACUGUCAGACAAGAUGAUGAAUUCUCAAGCUCUGCUUUGCAGAAGACCAUUUCCAAGGUUGUACCAGCCAUCACGGCCGCCUCUUCUUCUGUGUCUACUGAGAUUGAAUUUUUGCUCACGAGCUUUGUCACAGCAUUCCAGCAUAUUCCAAGACACCGCAGAGUUAAGCUCUUCGUAUACUUGGUUCAGACCUUGGGUCAUGAAAAUUCUUUGCAGAACAUCUUGUUCUUGAUCGGCCAGCAGUAUUCUGCCAACAAGGAGAAGAACAGAAUCCAUGAAUGCAACUCUCUGUUGGAUUUCAUCACUGCUUUGAUGAAGACUUUUGAUGCCGACGUGUGCUUAGAAAGCAUUAAUAGUUUCCUCGGAUUGUGGGACCAGAUUCCUAAGGAGCACGUUAGCCUGGACUCGGAUCAGUAUGCCUUUUUAUCUGGAAAGCCAAUUUUCGGGUCUACAAUUGCCAAUGCCACCGAUGCGGAGUUGGUAGCCCUCAAGACCAACUUGUUGCAUUUCAUUAAUCAGGUUCUCGGUACUGACGAGGAAUUGUCAGUCAGUGCCAACCUUGUUUCCUUGAGAAUGAAGGUUUCUUUGGUCCUUUUUGAUGACCAAACCCCAGAAGAUGAGAAGGCCUCUGUUCUUGAAGUUUUCAGAGAAGUUACUUCCUUUAUUUUUGGAUCCUUGGAUUCUUUCACCAAUUCCGGAAAACAUAGCACGAAGAUUGUUAACGAGUUAUACGAUGUGCUCAAGUCUCUACUUAACUUGCUCCCAAUGAGCUACUAUGUUUCUUCGAUUUCCGAAUCGUUGAAGAACGUCAACGAUCAGCUCUCAAUUACUAUUGCCAAAAACUUUGCAAUUCUUGCUGGCACUAAGUUCGAGAAUGAGAUGAACAAUAACUCUUUCGAUGAGACGAUAGAGACUACUGUCCUCGAAGACUUGUUGCCUAUCUUGGUCCAAGGAGUGGAAUCAUUUGAUAACGUUGAACUCGUACAAGCUUACUUGGACACCUUUUCGAUUAUUGUUUCCAAGCUUGCUGCUUCUUCACCAGAGCUCGCAUCCUCAGAUGUUGCCAAGCCAUUGAUUGGUACCUUGAAGAUCAUCACAUCCGAGCAUGGUUUGUUGAAUGAACACACCGAGAUCAUCGUUUCCUCAUUGAAUGCAGUUGCCAGCGUUGUGAAGGUAUUCGGAGUGAAGUGUAUUGGUUUCUUCCCCAAGAUAUUGCCACCAGCAUUGAAAAUCUGGGAGUCAACUGUCUCACAAUCAAAGGAUGCUCCAGAGAGCGAUGAAGAGAUUGAUGAUGAAGAGCAGGAGGGUAGAAUGUUGUUACAGGGAUCGAUCCUUAUGUUGUUCUCAGUUCUUGUCAAGAGAUUGCCUGCUUUCGUGGUUACCAACUUGAAGCAAAUCAUCAAGGCUACUUUGACCAGUGAUUUGAUUGACAGUGGUAUUCGUUCUAACGUCUUGGCUUUGAUCGUUGAACAUGUCGACAAGGGCCAAGUCUUGGAUUGUUUGUUCAACUUGGCGCUUACAGACGAUUUCUAUGCCAUCAACGACGCAAAGGAGCUUGGUUUGUACUUGAACGGUGUGAAGUCUUCGAUUGAUGUGAUUGAGAAGAAGACUGCCACAGCUAAUUCUUCCCUCUUCAUGAAGUGGUUGAUCAAAUCCUUUGAGUUCAGAAACGAGUACGGUGAGAGUAAAUUCAAUGACAACACUAUCCAUAGCAUUGAAAGCUCUUUCCACCAGUGUGCUAUCGUCUAUGUCAUGAAACUCAACGACAAGAGUUUCCGUCCAUUGUUUGCCAAUUUGGUGAGAUGGGCUGCAACUGGCGAAGGUUCUAUUAGUACCUCCAACACCGAGAUCACUAGACUUACUGCAUUCUUCAAAUUCUUCAACAAGUUGCAGGACAGAUUGAAGAGUAUCAUCACCUCCUAUUUCUCAUACAUGAUUGACCCUACCGUGGCUAUUUUGAAUAGGUUUGUGUCUGGUGACCUUAAGGAGACCAAUUUGAGAAGAAUCAUUUUGAAUUCGUUGGUUUCUUCCUUCAAGUACGACCAAGACGACUACUGGUCUCACCAACUGAGAUUUGAGACCAUUAUCAACCCUCUCUUGUCUCAGUUGAGCAACAUCGAAAAGCCUAUCGGCAAGUACCUCGUGAAGGCCAUCACAUCAUUUGUCACCAACGUUUCUUCUGAUGAAUACAACGAAAAACUUGUUCAUGGCUUGAUUCGCUACGUUUCUAACGAACACGAGAACUCGCUGAACACCAAGGUCUGGACCGUGAGAGUAUUGAAGGAGAUCUUCCAGAAGUUGGGCGAACAGUGGUUGCCAUUCUUACCAACCUUCAUUCCAUACAUUGCGGAAUUGUUAGAAGAUGACGACGAAGACGUUGAAUUAGAGGUGAGAAAGGACUUGGUGAGAGUUAUAGAGAACGUUCUUGGAGAACCAUUAGAGCGUUAUCUCAAUUAA
Messenger RNA from Candidozyma haemuli, 5571 nucleotides. RefSeq names its product snoRNA-binding rRNA-processing protein. The record is from RefSeq and is a predicted model, not a curated record. Gene Ontology annotation, cellular component: 90S preribosome; small-subunit processome; t-UTP complex. NCBI's taxonomy places the organism in Eukaryota, Fungi, Ascomycota, Pichiomycetes, Serinales, Metschnikowiaceae. Gene Ontology annotation, biological process: positive regulation of transcription by RNA polymerase I; maturation of SSU-rRNA from tricistronic rRNA transcript (SSU-rRNA, 5.8S rRNA, LSU-rRNA). The coding region runs from base 1 to 5571 and encodes 1856 amino acids. Gene Ontology annotation, molecular function: snoRNA binding. The transcript has a single exon.